Molecule: messenger RNA, 1686 nt
Organism: Trypanosoma cruzi
Lineage: Eukaryota; Euglenozoa; Kinetoplastea; Trypanosomatida; Trypanosomatidae
Product: kinase, putative
Exons: 1
Coding region: 1-1686 (561 amino acids)
Biological process (GO): protein phosphorylation
Cellular component (GO): cytoplasm
Molecular function (GO): protein serine/threonine kinase activity; ATP binding
Source: RefSeq, a predicted model, not a curated record
AUGUUGUCUCUUCUUUUUUCUUUUUUUUCCCCUUCCCCUUCUGUAAGAAUAGGGGGAGUGGGCGGAGGAGGCCGCAGCCACGUGACUGUUAUUGUUGUGGUUGCUGCUUUCUUGGUGUUAUUUUGGCUGCUUUUUUGUUGUCAUCUCUGUGCCUUCUUCCUUUUGUCCUUUUUUUUUUUUGUUUCCUUUUUUUCCCUUGACGCUUUUCCUUUGCCGCCUCUGCCUAUUUCUCUUUGUUUUUUGGUGGAACUGUGUGCGUGUGCGUGUAUUUCUGAGACUUUUAGGGCUCUAAGCAUGUCAGACGUGUUUUAUCUUAACAUUCCACGAGGUCGUGUGCCGCGCGGAGCCUCUGGUGCUGCUUCGGCGGCCCCUACUGUGUCGCUGCACGACCCUCUGUCGCGAGCGGUUUCUCCUGCAUCCUCCAACGCCCGUUGGGGGGUUGUGCCGAUGGUUGUAGGGGUGUUGUCUGUCGGGUGUGCCUUGUCUCUUGCAGUGCGGUUAUGGCAAUACCGACAACAGUGUCUGUCCUCGAUUAUUUCGGGUGGUGGGCGCGUGCUGCGAGGGGAAGGGGGAAAACCGCAGUUGCGGCGAAGGCCGCGUCGUUGUUCUAGUCUUUUGAACAAUGCAAGAAGGGAUGACACCCCGCUGCCACAGAAGGAGCCUGUGAGGCUAACCACGGAUGAAAGAAUCCCAUCACCCACUGCACACUUGCCAGAGGCAAAUGAUGGUUGCUGUGAUGAUGACAAUAGAAGGAAUGGUCUGGAGUGGCAUUCUCUUGAUCAUCAAGGGGAGGCGGGGGAUGAGGACUUCGACACACGGACGUCGUCUUUGAAUUCCCCACUGGUGUUUGUCACGACGACCGGCGAGCGAUACAAGCGGGUUUCACAGCUUGGGCGUGGUGGAUGUGGUCUUGUCUACAAAUGUUUUAAUCUGAACACGGGGCAGGUGGUUGCGGUGAAGGAGGUGCGGCUGGAAGAGAGUACCGACGGCGAUAGGGCGGAAGAAAUGCGCUCUGAAUUUGAGUUGCUCUCCCGCGUCAGUCACCCAAAUAUUAUUCGUGUCAUUGGCUGUCAUGUUGGAAAGAAACACGCCCGACUGUUCUUGGAGUGGGCUGCGGGGGGCUCACUGUGUGAUGUCAUGAAAGCCAUUGACCGAUCAUUUGCGUCGGGUCUGCAUGAGGACCUUGUCCAGUCGUACGUGCGUCAGAUUUUGGAGGCUCUUCAGUGCCUGCAUGAACAUGGCAUUAUUCACCGCGAUCUCAAACCACAGAAUUUGCUUAUUGAUCACGCAGGCAGGCUGCGCGUGACGGAUUUUGGUCUCAGCCGCCUGGUUGCUGAGGGGGCGUCUGCUGUAGAGACGGUUGUCGCAGGCACGCCACGAUAUUUGGCCCCGGAAGCCAUCAGUGCUGGACGCUUUUCCUGCGGUAGCGACCUGUGGGCAGUGGGCGCGACCAUGUCGGAGCUUUUUACCGGGCGGCCACCGUGGUCACACUUAGGGGUCCAACAGCUGCCGUCGCUGCUGUACCACAUCGCCAACAACCCGGAGGAUCAUCCAGUUAUUCCCACACACAUCAGUAAGGAGGCAAGGGAAUUCAUGGCGCAGUGCUUUCGACCAGAGCCAGGGGACCGCGGCACGGCGGCUAUCCUCCUGCAGCAUCCUUUUCUGACACGGGAGAGAAGAGAAUGA